This is a messenger RNA of Gymnodraco acuticeps, 1210 nucleotides long. It is a transcript of the gene dhrs4, whose product is annotated as dehydrogenase/reductase (SDR family) member 4. The record is from RefSeq and is a predicted model, not a curated record. NCBI's taxonomy places the organism in Eukaryota, Metazoa, Chordata, Actinopteri, Perciformes, Bathydraconidae. Bases 345 to 1109 code for a protein of 254 amino acids. The transcript has 9 exons. Gene Ontology annotation, molecular function: carbonyl reductase (NADPH) activity.
ACUACAAAUGUGCCCCAAGCUAUCAAUAUCACAUAACGGUACAACACAAUUCCGAAUGUCCUAAUCAUAUUGCAUCAUUUUGUGGACGGAAUUGGCAGUACAAUUCAAUUAAGAGCAGACCAGCUAUUGCUAGAGGCUUUUAUUUUGACAACGGGACUAUUACCCCGGAAAACACUGAAUGUAGCACGAAUCGUCGGUAGUAAGGUCCAAGCAGUAAACUUUGACACUCUUUUAAGAAAUUCUUCCACAGUCCAAGCUCAUAUUCAGUAUUGCAUGAACGGCAGGGUGAUGUUAAAGGUGUAUUCAGGUGCCUUAGGACCAACCCUGUUUCUUGCCAAAGGAACAUGUCUCAAAGUAGCCUUGCUGGAAAGGUAGCCAUAGUUACUGCCUCCACAGAUGGAAUUGGCCUAGCUGCAGCUCAGGCUCUGGGUAAGAGAGGAGCCCAUGUGGUGGUGAGCAGCCGGAGACAGGCCAACGUGGACAAAGCCGUGGCCCUGCUGCAGAGCCAGAGCAUCACAGUGACCGGGACCACCUGCAACGUCGGCAAGGAAGAAGACAGAGAAAAACUGGUUCAAUUAACUCUGGAUCAGUGCGGUGGCAUUGAUAUCCUGGUGUCCAACGCAGCAGUCAACCCUUUCUUUGGAAACAUCAUGGACUCCACUGAGGACGUCUGGGACAAGAUCCUGUCUGUAAAUGUCACAUCAGCCUUCCUCAUGACUAAGUUGGUGGUGCCUCAUAUGACAAAGAGGGGAGGAGGAAAUGUAGUAUUUGUGUCAUCUGUGGCUGGAUACCAACCAAUGCAGGCUCUGGGCCCCUACAGUGUGAGUAAGACGGCUCUGCUGGGUCUGACCCGGGCCCUGGCCCCUGAGCUGGCUCAAAGUAACAUAAGAGUCAACUGCGUGGCCCCUGGAGUCAUCAAAACGAAAUUCAGCAGCGCGUUAACGGGGAACGAAGACAUCAUGGACGAGUUCAAAAAGCAGCUGAGCAUUAAAAGAGUGGGAGAGCCAGAGGAGAUCGGUGGAGUGAUUGCCUUCUUGUGCUCGGAGGACGCGUCCUACAUCACCGGAGAGACCAUCACUGUGACCGGGGGGAUAGGCUGUCGACUCUGAAGCUCUAGGGCCAAUACAAGUGUGUGUGUAUGUUUUGAUUACAUUUUGACUUGAAGUGCGGACGCAGCCAGAAUAAAGCUUCAUAUACUAUUCAAGCAAGA